Messenger RNA from Dentiscutata erythropus, 295 nucleotides. Lineage: Eukaryota; Fungi; Glomeromycota; Glomeromycetes; Diversisporales; Gigasporaceae. The record is from the annotation of a GenBank genome assembly.
UUCUGUGGAUUUCUGGAGACCUGAAACUAGAAGUUUUAUAUUCUCAUUUCCUAACGGUGAAACAAUAGAUAAUGCAAUUUUAAGUAGAAUUAAUCCAUACUAUACCAAGUAUGCGAUGUUUAUUAGAAAAAUCGGAGGACCAGAAUUCGGCAGUCAUGAUUUCUACAUGAGCGAUGAAUUCGACUCAAAAUAUGGUGUAAGAUGUAGGAAAACAUACUAUUUAAAGAAAAUACGAGAUAGCGAAGAGAGUUUUGCAGUGGAUGAAUAUGAAUUAUUUAGAUUGGUUCGAAAGUGA